Trematomus bernacchii (emerald rockcod) is the source of this 4817-nucleotide messenger RNA. Its product is annotated as protein NLRC3-like. NCBI's taxonomy places the organism in Eukaryota, Metazoa, Chordata, Actinopteri, Perciformes, Nototheniidae. Gene Ontology annotation, molecular function: protein binding. The transcript is spliced from 16 exons. Bases 32 to 4102 code for a protein of 1356 amino acids. Gene Ontology annotation, biological process: regulation of apoptotic process. The record is from RefSeq and is a predicted model, not a curated record.
GGGAGGAGCUGCAGACAGGGAAGUGGAAGUGAUGAAGCCAGACUCCAUUUUACACUUCGACAGAGCACGAGCAACAGGUGUUACUGGUGUAUCUGUCAGACUGGAGAAGAUGAGUGAUUCAAAAGAUGAGAAGGAGGACACAUCUUCAGUCCCCAGCUCUCUGUCUCUGAAGAGUGACCGGUCUACAGACAGACUUCUGGACUUCAGGGAUCAACCUGGACCCUCAGAAACAAAAGGGACGAGGAACACAUCCAGAACAAGAGCUGGAGUGCAGAGAGCCAGUGAGACCAGCACUGUACAAACAGAUAGUGGUCUGCAGGAGGUUUUAGAUGAACAUCGGAUCAGUCUGAGGAGGAGAUGUGAACAUGUGACUGAAGGAACUGAUACAAGUGAAACCCUCCUCAACAGCAUCUUCACUGAGCUCUACAUCACACAAGGCCUGAGUGAAGAGGUUAAUACCCAACAUGAGGUGAGGCAGCUGGAGACAGCUUCCCAGAAGAAGCCCCUCCAUGACACUCCAAUCAAGUGCCAGGACAUCUUUAAAGCCUUACCUGACCAACCUCUCAUCAGAGCGGUCCUGACCAACGGAGUCGCUGGAGUUGGAAAAACCUUCUCAGUGCAGAAGUUCACUCUGGACUGGGCCGAGGGUUUGGAAAACCAAGAUGUCAGUCUGGUGAUCCCGCUCUCCUUCAGGGAGCUGAACCUGAUCAAAGGUGAGCAGUACAGUCUUCUCAGGCUGCUCCAUGUUUUCCAUCCAACCUUACAGAAGGUCACAGCAGAGCAGCUGGCUGUCUGCAAAGUGCUGCUCAUCUUUGACGGCCUGGAUGAAAGCAGACUUUCUCUGGACUUCAGAAACAAUGAGGUUGUGUCUGAUGUCUCUCAGCAGUCCUCAGUCAACGUGCUGCUGACAAACCUCAUCAGGGGGAAGCUGCUUCCCUCGGCUCUCGUCUGGAUAACUUCCCGACCUGCAGCGUCCAAUCAGAUCCCUCCUGAGUGUGUGGACAGGGUAACAGAAGUACGAGGCUUCACUGACGACCAGAAGGAGGAGUACUUCAGGAGGAGAUCGAGUGAUGAAGAGCUGUCCAGCAGAAUCAUCUCUCACAUCAAGAGCUCCAGGAGUCUCCACAUCAUGUGUCUGAUCCCAGUCUUCUGCUGGAUCACUGCUGCAGUUCUGGACCACAUGUUGACUACAGACCAGAGAGGACAGCUGCCCAAGACCCUCACUGACAUGUACUCCCACUUCCUGCUGGUCCUGACAAAGAGGAAGAAGCAGAAGUAUGGUGAGGGACAUGAGACGAGUCCACAGAAGCUGACGAAGGCUGACAGGGAGGUUCUUCUGAAGCUGGGGAGGCUGGCGUUUGAACAUCUGGAGAAAGGAGACAUCAUGUUCUACCAAGAAGACCUGGAGCGCUGUGGUCUUGAUGUCACUGAGGCCUUGGUGCACUCAGGAGUUUGUACACAGAUCUUCAAAAGUGAGAGAGUGAUCUUCCAGAAAACAGUCUACUGCUUUGUUCAUCUGAGCAUUCAGGAGUUCCUGGCUGCAGUCUACAUGCUGCACUGUUACACCAACAGGAACACAGAGGUUCUGAAGGACUUCCUGCAGGGAGACUAUAGCAACAGGUAUAACAGUGAUCAGGAUUACCCAUCCCUGGAUGUCUUCCUGGAGGGAGCCAUGAAGAAAUCCCUCAGAAGUGAAAAUGGCCACCUGGACCUGUUUGUCCGCUUUCUCCACGGCCUCUCUUUGGAGUCCAACCAGAGACUCUUAGGAGGCCUGCUGGGUCGCACAGACAACCGUCCAGAAACCAUCCAGAGAGCCAUCAACAACCUGAAGAAGAUGCACAGUGAUGAAAUCUCUCUUGACAGGAGCAUCAACAUCUUCCACUGUCUGACAGAGAUGAAGGACCACUCAGUCCAUCAGGAGAUCACAGAGUUCCUGAAGUCAGAGAACCCAUCAGAGACCUACUUGUCUUCUCUGGCCUACAUGCUGCAGAUGUCAGAGGAGGUUCUGGAUGAGUUGGACCACGAGAAGUACGGAACAUUAGAGGAGGGACGACAGAGAGUGAUUCCAGAUUUGAUGAACUGCAGCGAGGCUGUAUUUCCUAACUGUGGAAUCUCAGACUCUGACUGUGAAGUCGUGGCCUCCGCUCUGAAGUGCGACCCCUCCCACCUGAGAAAGCUGGACCUGAGAGCCAACAAGCUGCAGGAUUCAGGAGUGGAGAUGCUGAGUUCUGGACUAAAGAGUCCAAACUGUAAACUGGAGAUUCUCAGUCUGAGGCGCUGCAGGUUGUCAGAGAUCAGCUGUUCUGCUCUGAUCUCAGCUCUGAAGUCCAACCCUUCACAUCUGAGAGCUCUGGACCUGAGUCACAACAAGCUGCAGGAUUCAGGAGUGGAGCUGCUGAGAGAUCUUCUGGAGAGACCAGACUGCAGACUGGAGGCUCUCGGUCUGGAGGGCUGCAGUUUGUCAGAGAUCAGCUGUUCUGCUCUGAUCUCAGCUCUGAAGUCCAACCCAUCACAUCUGAGAGAUCUGGACCUGAGUCUCAACGCUCUGCAGGAUUCAGGAGUGGAGCUGCUGAGAGAUCUUCUGGAGAGUCCAGACUGCAGACUGGAGGAUCUCAGACUGAGGCGCUGCAGGUUGUCAGAGAUCAGCUGUUCUGCUCUGGCCUCAGCUCUGAAGUCCAACCCCUCCUACCUGAGAGAUCUGGACCUGAGAGAGAACAAGCUGCAGGAUUCAGGAGUGGAGCUGCUGAGAGAUCUUCUGGAGAGUCCAGACUGCAGACUGGAGACUCUCAGGAUCAAUGACGAGACAAUCAGAGCCAAGAUACAGAAGAACUGUGACUCCGAUGUGGAACAGGAAGUGAAGACAGACAGAAAGGCUCCUGAAUCCUUCUCACCUGAACACACAACUGAGUCUUCAUACAGGUUCAGGUGUCCUGGUCCAGGUAUGUUCCAGUGUGCUUCGACUGGCCUGGUGUUCGUCAUGGCUCAGGAGGCGGAGCUUCUGUACAGGGCGGCCACUUGGGAUGAGAGCCUCCUCCAAUCAGCUGGCAAGCAGGCAGCAGGGCCGCUGUUCGACGUGAAGAGUUCUGAUGAAGCUGCCGUCUGCCAGCUCCACCUGCCACACAGCGAGACAGAGGAUGCGCUGCUCCUGGACGGCCUGUUGUCUGUCGUCCACAUCACUGAUGAAGGCCUGAGCAUCUUGGAGCCGCUGGAGGUCACACACACUCACGUGGUGGUGAAGGUGCUUCACCUCUCUUCCUUUGGCCUUAUCAUCGAUAAAUUGAGAAGGCUUCUAAAGUGGCGAAUAAAGGGAAAAAUUCUGCUGUUCCUACGACCCCCGGGCCGAGUGGAACAAAUACUGGAUGUGUUUCUGCUGCAGAACAACGUCCUUGAGGAGGAGGUUGUUAAACACAGACGUGCUCUGCCUGUGAACAUCCCAAUCUCCUCCGACUGUGAGCUGGACAUUGAUCACAGUUACAGUGUGCACUGUGAACCUGAGGGCUUCUUCAUUCAGCCUCAGAGUAAAACAUUUGAUUCCAGGUUUGGACCAAACUACUACCCGGCAUUUCUAGUUUCCCUGACGACGAGCACAGAGAGAGUGGUUUUGAAGGUCAAGGACCAAGGUGGAAAUGUAGUCUGGUAUUGUCGCGUGUCACUGGAAGUUCCAAGGAAUGAAUUGUCCCAGAGAAAUGUCCCAGCAGAGAGCAGAGUCCGAGCAGAGAGCAGAGUCCCAGCAGAGAGCAGAGUCCCAGCAGAGAGCAGAGUCCCAGCAGAGAGCAGAGUCCCAGCAGAGAGCAGAGUCCCAGCAGAGAGCAGAGACUCAGCAGAGAGCAGAGACUCUGCAGACCAGUGGCUGUUCUCAGUUCGGACAGAGUUCAUUCGAAGAGUGACUCCAACUCUCCUGAUCGACCUUCUGGAUAAACUCUUUGAGUCUGGAGUGAUCACCGAAUCUGAAAUGACGUCGGCCAGAGCAAAACCCCAAAAUGACGGAGCACGAGAGAUGGUGGACGCUGUGCGAAAUAAAGGAGCUGAAGCCAGCAGGGUUCUGAUCAAUGCUCUCCGUGAGCUGGACCCGUAUCUUUACAGAAAGCUCAACUUGAGCUGAGGAAAAACCUUGUGGAGUGUGUGUGACAGUUGAAGUCUAGUCCUCUGUUUUGUUACCUGUACAUUUUCCCCCUUGUCCUUGAAGGUAACACAGAUUCUGAGCGAAGGCCACUUUCCUUCUCUCUUUUCUCCUGGACUCCCUCCUGAGAGUAGCAACCCGUAUUUUUUUUCAAGUAAAUGUUUACUUUAUUACAUACAAUACUUUAAUUUACCAGCAUCCAUUGCAUCCUUUCACAUUUUUGUCAGGCAUAGGAGCCGGGUUAUGACAAAAAUAAGGGCUUGUUGUUAUUUUACCAAUUGGUACUGACUUCUGGGUAAGAUUUGGGAUUUUGGGGCAUUUGGUACCUAGGCAUGUGAUUUGGAGUUUUAUUUGUGUUGUAUUAUCAAACUGCAAAAACCUGUACCUGUUUGUGCUGGUGAAUGUAAAUAUAAUAUACUUAGGUAGUGAAUUAAACCCAGUGGUGUUCAGUAACUAAGUACAUUUACUCAAAUACUGUACUUAAGUACAAUUCUGAAGUACUUAUACUUUACUUGAGUAACUCAAUAUUUUUGCUACUUUGUACUUCUACCCAGUGGCGGCUGGCCCAUAGGGGGCGAUAGGGCGCCGCCCUCCCUAAACCCAAGCCCCCAGGAAGUGCUCCGGACUCUCAAAAUGGGUUGUGUCCAAACGGCGGUACUGCAACAUCCGUAUCAGUCCGUGACGUCACCCGGCCCAA